Trichobilharzia regenti is the source of this 814-nucleotide messenger RNA. The record is from the annotation of a GenBank genome assembly. Lineage: Eukaryota; Metazoa; Platyhelminthes; Trematoda; Strigeidida; Schistosomatidae.
AUGAUAAAUAAAUCUUUAAUAUAUUUAUUACUGUUACUAUUAUCCUCAGUAUACUUUCCUCAUGUUUCAACGGUUACCCUUGGAAAAAAUACAGAUAUUAACAGAAAUACUACAAGUAAAGAUACGAAGAAAAUUGACGUUUCUAUGGGUACACAACACAAAUCCUCUAGAAAUGAUCAAACAGAUGAUGAACGAGAAUUUGAAUUUACUUUGGAUACUCAAGGUUUUCAAAACAAGUAUGCAGAAAAAGGCAAAGGGAAUAUAACGGUUGACGGAAAGGUUAAGAAAAACGGCAGAGGAGAGUAUGAUAGUUUAUCAGUGAAAUCAUCUAAUUUUCGAUUAAAAGGUUCAUAUGAUAAGUAUGGAAGACGUCAAAUUAAAAAAUCGAAAUUUAAAAACCGUGGUAAAAAGAAGGCCUAUUCAAAACGAUUUCUUAAUAACUAUUUUGAUGUUUAUGGAAAUAUCUUUGAAGAACGAAGACAUUUGGGUACUGGUACUGGUGAAAGUAACAGUAGGCAUAUUAAUGCAAAUGUACGAAGUGAAGAAGAAAUGAACCAUCAAGUGAAGAAUGCACAGAAAGCGUCUAGCAGUAAACGCAAAGAAAGACAAAUGGAGGAGAAGAAAUCUGGACAACUUGGUAGCAGUGUAGAUUUUACAUGGUCUUAAAAUUCUUUGCGAAGAGAUUAUAAACGUAUAUAAAUUAUAAGAAGAAAUAAAGAGACAUAAAAUAACACAACCUGGUGUAAUUAAUAUACAAUUAAAUGUAUUUGGAAUCAUACACAGGUGUGUUACAAAAUUUGCUUUCACAGUUGUG